This is a messenger RNA of Camellia sinensis, 480 nucleotides long. Lineage: Eukaryota; Viridiplantae; Streptophyta; Magnoliopsida; Ericales; Theaceae. The record is from RefSeq and is a predicted model, not a curated record.
AUGUAUUCAUCUUCAUCAUCAAUUUCCAAAGUCUACCCUUAUCUUCAUCAUCAAUAUCCAAAUUGUAAACCUUUGCCCAGCCAUCCCUCUUACCAUUCCAUUCCUCCUCUGUUCGUCGAAGAAUUCACUCUCACCGUUUUUGGCGUGAUCCUACAUUUGAUCGACAAAAAGUACAGCGUCGAGCCCGCUUGCAGAAAUUUAUCGAUUCUUUGUCUUUGUCAAGGUGAUAACAUUAUCGCUGUCCUUGCUUGCGUCAUCGAUGAGAUCCAGUGGCCGUUGUCCAAGGACUUGGCGGCUGUUAAACUCAGUGAAUCGCAUUACUUCUUCUUGUUUUGCACUCCGAAAGAGAGCAAUUUGGAUUUGAGUUUUUCGAUGCAGAAGGUUUCGGAGACGGAGAAGAAUGAGGGAUUGCUUGAUGGGACGAUGGUGAUGGCCGUUUCGCCAGAGGACUUGAAGUUGAAGAAGAAGAAGGAGCCAUGA